CUCUAGUUCAUAUGCCGCGUUCAAAACAACAGGGAGCUCGGUCCGACGUCUGAGCGUUCAAACUAUUGGGAACUCGGGAAAAAAAACUAAAUCCGACUGGGAAAAAUCGAUUUGAACGGCCAUCCAACACAGAAUUCCUACUCGGGAACUCUGGCCUCUUUCUAGAGCUCCGACCUGAAAAUCACUGACUUCUUGAUUCGACAUCGUAUUUUUCCGAGUUCCUAGUUGUUUUGAAUGCGGCAUUAGUAUUGCUCAAUGCGUAAAGGACGGAAUGUGACGUCAUUAUAGAACUCCUGUGAACGGCGGGGUCGACUAUUCGGUAGAGUAAACUCAAAAACAUGGCAGAAAGUGACUGGGAUACCGUGACCAUACUGAGGAAGAAGGGACCAACUGUCGCACAGUCGAAGUCGAAACAGGCUGUUGCAGCAGCUCAAAGACGUGGAGAAGAACUUGAUACCACUAAGAAAUGGGCUGCAGGACAAAACAAACAGCACGUGAUCACCAAGAAUACAGCAAAGCUUGACAGAGAGACUGAAGAGCUUCAACACCAAAGAGUAUCUCUGGAGGUGGGCAAGGUCAUCCAACAAGGCCGGCAAAAUCAGGGCCUGACGCAGAAAGACCUGGCCACUAAAAUCAAUGAAAAACCACAGAUAAUUGGAGACUACGAAUCUGGAAAGGCUAUCCCCAAUAACCAAGUCAUGGGAAAGAUUGAAAGAGCAAUUGGACUGAAGUUGCGCGGGAAGGACAUUGGGAAACCCUUGGAGGCAGUCCCAAAGAAAAAGUGAAGGCAAUGCCUUGAAGCAGCUUAGCCUACUGUACUACCACCACAGCUGACAGCCUUGUCAAUUCUCUGGAGAGCUAGCACAUCUUAACCAGWUUAUUUAAUUAACUUGGGCUGCUACUUUCUUUUACUGCCCUGAUUCCAGUAAUGAAUGUCAAGCCUGUGGGACCUGAUUUAAACAAUAUUGCAUAACUAGAUACAAAUUUAUUGUGGUUUUGUUUUGCAUCUGGCUUUCAGCAAACCACAAGAAGAGAAUUGAUUUUACUGAAUGGUUUUAAUGUCUACAAAACUAUAUUCUAUACUCCCUAAGGUCUGUCUCCAUGCACGUUCUGUGGUCAUUCCCUUUCAACUAGACAUGGAUAAGUUUGGCAUUUUGGCUAAAAUGUUUUAUUGUAGUGUAUGGUUUUCAAACAUUUAUGCAAGAAUGCUGCUUUCAUGGGCUGGUCUCUCCUGAAAAAGUGAUUUAUUAAAUCUCAAGGGCCUAAAGUUAAACUAAAUAAUGAAAUAUGGUAUAUGGAACCAUUGUGUCUUAAUCAAUCAUUCUACUUAGAUUGAUUUUUGGACACAAUGUUGCCAUAAGCAGUACCAAAAACUUUAGCUGUAUGUCCACCAGAUGCACAUUUGUUUUUCCAUAUGUUGUUUUUGCCGGAUGUGUAGCCUGCAUUUUCCGUACUAGAUGCACAUGUGCUUCGCAAGGCUGCAGAACGGUUUGCAGCAUGGAGAAGAUCAUUUUUGCCCUGAUCGACCAAAGCAAAUGAUUAUAACAGAUUAAAGUUAUUCUCCUAUUGAACUACUGGUUACAUAGGCUGGGUGAGAUACUAACAGACUGGUGCGCAUUACAACAAUUCAUCAUUACUGAACAAAAAUAAACAUAACAUGAAACAAUUUAA
This is a messenger RNA of Salvelinus sp. IW2-2015, 1671 nucleotides long. RefSeq names its product endothelial differentiation-related factor 1 (gene edf1). Lineage: Eukaryota; Metazoa; Chordata; Actinopteri; Salmoniformes; Salmonidae. Gene Ontology annotation, cellular component: nucleus. The record is from RefSeq and is a predicted model, not a curated record. Gene Ontology annotation, molecular function: DNA binding.